AUGUAUUUUAGACGUUCGUUUAGCAGAAAAUCCUACGAUGCAAUUAUUAUUGGAGGUGGUCAUAAUGGUCUAACAGCUGUAAGUUUUUACUAAUGUAAGAUUUUUUCCAAGAUUUUUUCGAAAAAAACCUAUUUUCAGGCCGCCUAUUUGGCAAAAGCUGGCAAGAAAGUUUGCGUUUUGGAAAAACGGCAUGUGUUAGGCGGAGCUGCGGUAACCGAAGAAAUCGUUCCAGGAUUCAGAUUCUCAAGAGCUUCAUAUUUGCUGAGUCUUCUGAGACCUGUAGUUUUACAAGAGCUGAAUCUCAAAAAAUUCGGAUUGCGAUAUCAUAUCAGAAAUCCGAGUUCUUUUACGCCGUUGAGAAAUUCUGAGAAGAGUUUGUUGCUGGGAAUGGAUAUGAGGGAAAAUCAGCGAGAAAUUGCGCAAUUUUCACAGAAAGAUGCAGAGGUUAGUUAAAUAUUUUCGAAUUGAAAUUUCAAGAAACAAUAAUUUUUGUUUCAGAAUUUCCCAAAAUACGAACACUUCAUCUCAGAAGUUGUUCAUGCAUUUGAACCACUCAUGGAUUAUGAGCCAAUCGAUUUACAUCAAAAAUUCCACAAAAUCCUACCUCAACUCUACCUGCUCUACAAAACUGUGCAACCCCUCGGCUUGCGAAAUGCUGUCGAUUUCUACGAACUUAUGACUGCUCCAAUCUCAAAAAUCAUGAACAAAUGGUUCGAAUCCGAUGUUCUAAAAGCAACGCUUGGAACUGAUGGAGUUAUCGGACUUGCCGCAAGUCCAAUGGAUCCUGGAACCGGUUAUGUUCUUCUACAUCAUGUGAUUGGCGGGUUAGAUGAGCAUAAAGGCGCAUGGGGUUAUGUUUUUGGUGGAAUGGGUGCGGUUUCGGAUUCAAUUGCAAAAUGCGCGCUAAGUUAUGGUGCAGAAAUCCACACAGAAAAGGAUGUCAAAGAAAUAUUGAUUGAUGAAAAUCAAGCGAAAGGUGUGAAACUUGUCGAUGGAACUGAAAUAUAUUCAAAAAUCGUGUUAUCCAAUGCAACACCUCAUGUAACAUUCAAUAAUUUGGUCAAUCGCACUCAUCUUCCCAAUGAUUUUCAUACAAGUAUCAAUCAAAUCGAUUACACUUCACCUGUCACUAAAAUCAAUGUGGCUGUCAAGGAACUUCCGAAUUUCCUGGCGAGACCGAAUCAAGGAAAAACACCGCUGCCACAUCAUCAAACAACGAUUCAUAUGAAUUGUGAAAGUAUGCAAAUUGUUGAUGAUGGAGUGAAAGAUUAUCGAAAUGGGGAAUACAGUAAACGGUGAGCGAAUUAUUUAUUCGCCAUUUUGCGCGCUCCAAAUAAAACGACAUAUAGCUCAGUGGCAAGAUUCUUGCUUUUGAAUCGCAGGGUGGCGAGUUCGAUCCCGCGUGCGAACUAUUUUUUCUUUUCCUGAAAAAAAUGUUUUUUCCAGACCUGUGAUCGAAAUGACAAUUCCAUCAUCCGUUGAUCGAACAAUUGUAGAUGGUGAUGGACAUGUUGUUCUACUUUUCACCCAAUAUACUCCCUUCACACUCUCCGAUGGUCCUUGGACUGAAGAGAAAAAAUUAGAAUAUGCCAAGCAUGUUUUCGCUGAAAUCGACGCCUAUGCUCCAAACUUCUCGAGUUCUGUAAUAGGCUAUGAUAUUCUGACGCCGCCAGACAUUCAAAAUACAUUCGGAAUAACUGGCGGAAAUAUAUUUCAUGGCUCGAUGGGACUAGAUCAAUUGUAUAUAACUCGACCCGUUCCGAAAUAUAGCAAUUAUUCGACACCCGUCAAGUCGCUGUAUUUGUGUGGAAGUGGAGCACAUCCAGGAGGUGGUGUGACUGGAGCACCCGGGAGAUUGGGAGCAUUACGGGCGCUUAAAAAUGAGUUUUAA
Molecule: messenger RNA, 1891 nt
Organism: Caenorhabditis angaria
Lineage: Eukaryota; Metazoa; Nematoda; Chromadorea; Rhabditida; Rhabditidae
Source: the annotation of a GenBank genome assembly